UAUUGUACAAGCACAACACAUAUCGUUUCUAUUUCUUCUACUCUUACACAAGAACACUAGUCAUAUAGAAUCGCCAUCACAAAUAUGCAGAACUUCAGCUUUAUAAACUUUCAAUACGGCCGUUCAAUGAAGUCCCCAUUUGGGAAAAAAUCUUCAAAGUCUAGUAGUUUUUCCGCUACUCAAAGACAACGAAGCGAUACGAAUAAUUCUAUCAAAACUUCCAAGCCAAGCAUGGAGGAACUGAGAUGGGCCUUCGAGAAAUUCGACACCAACAGAGACGGCAAGAUCAGCCGAGAGGAGUACAAGUCGGCGCUGCGAGUUCUCGACAGAGAAAUCACCGACGGCGAGAUAGCCAAGGCGUUUAAUGCCCUUGAUACCGACGGAGACGGGUUUGUUGACUUCAAAGAGUUUGUGGAGAUGUUCGACAUGGGAUCGGGCGGGGUAAAAGCGUCCGAUAUCGAGAGCGCCUUCCGGUUGUUUGACCUCGAUGGCGACGGGAAGAUAAGCGCGGAGGAACUGUCGCAGGUGUUGAAGCAGCUCGGAGAGAGUUGCAGCAUUAGGGCUUGCCGGAACAUGGUCAAGGGAGUGGACAACGAUGGAGAUGGAUUUAUAAAUAUCGAGGAGUUCACCAGAAUGAUGUCUACAACCAAGAAACCAAUUACUAAUUAAUUAGAUAAUGUUGCGUUAAGUGGCUUUACUUAAUUAAUAUUGUGUUAAUAUGAUUAUUCUCCUUGGAGUUGGAGUUGUUUAAUAAGACCCCUAUGUCUUGCCAAGAAAUUGUUCCACAUAAAUAUGCUAUCGAGUCUUGAUGAUGAUGAUUUUGUACCUUUAUUUCAUGGAAAUUAAAUGAAAUAAGUUUAAU
Messenger RNA from Morus notabilis, 862 nucleotides. RefSeq names its product calmodulin-like protein 1. The coding region runs from base 85 to 669 and encodes 194 amino acids. The transcript has a single exon. NCBI's taxonomy places the organism in Eukaryota, Viridiplantae, Streptophyta, Magnoliopsida, Rosales, Moraceae. The record is from RefSeq and is a predicted model, not a curated record. Gene Ontology annotation, molecular function: calcium ion binding.